GAAGCGCGCAUGAAAUAGUUUUUUGAUAUUGUUGUGCGUGUACAAUUCCAGUAAGCCAACGUGGCAUGUAUAAUUUUUCUUCAACCUCCGGAUAAGCUCAAGCAGGAAAUGGAGGCUCCCUCUGCCUGCACCUCCUUCUCUCUCACCUGCAACUUUAAAGCAGGGCAGUGGAGCAGGAGCAGGCAGUUGUGUGUAGCACCAACGCCAACACGCCGUUGUUGCCAUCGCGCUGCCACCAACCAGGGAGCGGCAGACACAAGCUUGUCCAUCAGGAAGCCUCUACCUCAGUUUCAGAAUGAGGAGGAAGAGGAGAGUUUCCAACUGGACAAGGAAGCGGUAGCCUCGACAUCGAAGUUCGUGAGUCCUCUGGAAAUCAAUUUGGACUUGGCAUUAUAUAGAGCCAAGUCCCUUGCGAGGAAGGGUCUCUGUGAGGAUGCCCGCGAAAUUCUUUCAAAGUGCAUUAGAGACUGGCCAGAUGAUGGAAGACCAUAUAUGACACUUGGAAGGAUCUUGAUGAAGCAGGCAAAAUAUGUGGAGGCUAGGGCUGUCUUUGAGAAUGGUUGCCAGGCAACACAAGGUGAAAAUGCAUUUAUUUGGCAGGGGUGGGCUGUUUUGGAACGGAAGAUGGGAAAUAUAAAAAAAGCAAGAAAACUUUUUGAUGCUGCCAUUGCAGCAAAUAAGAAACAUGUUGCAGCAUGGCAUGGUUGGGCUUGCUUGGAAAUCAGUGAAGGUAAUCUUAACAAAGGAAGGGAUCUUCUUCAGAAGGGAAUUAGGUAUUGUGGUCCAAAUGAAUACAUAUUUCAAACACUUGCUUUGCUGGAAGUCAAAGCAAAAAGAUAUGAAAAAGCACAGUCUCUUUUCUUACAGGCUACUAAGUGCAACCCUAAAAGCUGUGCUAGUUGGCUGGCAUGGGCACAACUAGAGGCAGUGCAGGAGAACUAUCUUUUUGCUCGAUGCCUUUUUGAGAAAGCAAUCCAAGCUAGUCCAAAAAACCGAUUUGCAUGGCACAUAUGGGCACUGUUUGAGGCUAAUCAAGGAGAAUAUGACAAAGCAAGAAAAAUUUUUAGAGUUGGACAUGCACUAAAUCCCAGGGAUCCUGUUAUUCUUCAGUCUCUUGCUCUUUUUGAGUACAAAUGCUCCUCUCCAACUAUUGCUCGUGAGAUAUUUAAGCAAGCUGGUCAAGUUGACCCCCGUCAUCAACCAAUAUGGAUUGCUUGGGGAUGGACUGAAUGGAAAGAAGGAAAUAUUGCUACUGCUAGGGAGUUAUAUCAACGUGCACUAUCAAUUGAUUCAAGUAGUGCAGAUGCAGCUCGUUGUCUUCAGGCAUGGGGAAUUUUAGAAGAGAGAGAGGGAAACAUAGCAACUGCUCGAAGAUUGUUCAAAUCUUCCCUAAAUGUAGAUUCUCAAAAUGUUGCGACAUGGAUGUCAUGGGCUACAAUGGAAGAGAACCAAGGAAAUUCUGUUCGUGCAGAGGAGAUUCGCAACCUCUAUUUUCAACAGAGGACAGAAGUUGUGGGUGAUGCAUCCUGGGAUGUGGAUUUGUCAGGAUUUCUUGCCCCUGCUAUCAAUCGUAUAAAGGGUUUCCUAACUUUUGAUAAGGGAAAUGAAAAACCUGAAAGUAGUUCGUUUCAGCAAGAUGAAGGUGAUGGUUUUAACAAUCCAGAUGUUAUCAAUACUUCAAAGAGGUUCCUUGACAAUACAAAAGGAGGAGCUUCUUUUGACUUGGACUCUUUUCUUAGAGAAAAGCUCUCUCUUGAUGCUUCACGAGUAUACUCUGGUUCAGAGCCAUAUUUUUUGAAGAAAAACAAGAAUAAUUUGAAGAGAAACAAGAAUAAGUCAGUCUGGAAACCGUCUAAAACAAAGAACACCGGAACUUCAUCUGUUACUUGAACUGGCUGACUUGACAUGGAGUUGUAUGAUGUUAUGCAUUAUGUGCAUAUUAUUUUUGUUUCUUAAUUCUUCCAUUGGCAAUUGAAAUCAUAUUAUACUUUGUGCU
Messenger RNA from Cryptomeria japonica (Japanese cedar), 1996 nucleotides. Its product is annotated as protein high chlorophyll fluorescent 107. Gene Ontology annotation, biological process: mRNA processing; regulation of translation. Gene Ontology annotation, cellular component: chloroplast. Gene Ontology annotation, molecular function: single-stranded RNA binding; mRNA binding; protein binding. Bases 109 to 1890 code for a protein of 593 amino acids. The transcript is spliced from 8 exons. The record is from RefSeq and is a predicted model, not a curated record. NCBI's taxonomy places the organism in Eukaryota, Viridiplantae, Streptophyta, Pinopsida, Cupressales, Cupressaceae.